Paracoccidioides brasiliensis Pb18 is the source of this 1167-nucleotide messenger RNA. RefSeq lists its product as uncharacterized. Gene Ontology annotation, cellular component: nucleus. The record is from RefSeq and is a predicted model, not a curated record. The transcript is spliced from 2 exons. Bases 1 to 1167 code for a protein of 388 amino acids.
AUGGCCGAUUCUGAGUCUGAAUCCGAAUCUCUAUCCUCUACGGGGAUACCUUCGGAAAAUAUUCUCGAAAUGGGGCUGCGCGACACCGUCGCGGGCAUAUUCAAGAAGGGAAACAUGGAGGAUUUGACGGUGAAGCGUGUCCGCAUCGCGGCUGAGAAAGCGCUGGAUUUGGAGGAGGGCUUUUAUAAGAAUGAUGCGGUUUGGAAGGCGAAGAGUGAUUGGAUCAUUAAGCAGGAAGCGGAGAAACAAGAGGAACUGGCUGCUAGGAAAGAAGAGAAGAGGGAACAACCAGCAUCUCCGGUGCCACCAAAACGAGUAGCUUCUCUGAAGAAACCCAGAGCAUCCAAGCGUUCCGCGACGGGCGCCUCGCAACCAUCGAGAAAGAGACGGCGAAUUGUUACUCCAUCGGAAUCGGAAGAACUGUCAUCCCCACCUAGUGAAGAUAGCGAAGUGGAAGAUGAAGAUGAAGAAGCACCCAGAUCACGAAAACAAGCCCCACUGGCAAAAGAGGCCUCAGGCCCAGAAAAACAGGCCCCCCAAACUGCACCACCAAAAAGAGACUCUUCGUCGGAACUUUCUGACGCACCAGACGAAUCCAAGAAGUCCUCAGAACGAGAAUUGUCGGAGGAUGACACCUCCAGGAAGGAGCCUGACGACGCCAAACAAGACGCCUCCGAAAGCGAGCUGUCCGUACUCAUCGACGACGAACCAGAACCCAAGACCAAACGGCGCAAGUCGUCAGAACCUUCGAAGGCGGGAAAAUCCACCAAGCAGAAACCAAGCAGCAAAUCCAAGAACAGCUCUAACGUCGAUCCAGACCAGGAGGAAAUCAAGAAGUUACAAGGCCAGCUCGCCAAGUGUGGGAUUCGGAAGAUGUGGUUUCGUGAAUUGGCGCCGUACGAUACGGCGAGAGCGAAGGUUAAGCAUCUCCGUCAGAUGCUGAAGGAUGCCGGGAUGGGAGGGCGGUUUUCGCUUGAGAAGGCAAAGGCGAUCAGGGAGCAGAGGGAGUUGUUGGCUGAUCUUGAGGUUGUACGUGAGGGUGCGAGGAGGUGGGGGACGAACAUUUCUGAUGAGGAAGCGGGUGAGGGGCGUCCGCGAAGACGGGUUGCGCGGGGAUUUCAGGCUCUUAGCUUUCUUGGGGACGAUGAUGGUGAGGAGACAGAUUGA